This is a messenger RNA of Argiope bruennichi, 1824 nucleotides long. RefSeq names its product putative sodium-dependent multivitamin transporter. NCBI's taxonomy places the organism in Eukaryota, Metazoa, Arthropoda, Arachnida, Araneae, Araneidae. Gene Ontology annotation, molecular function: symporter activity. The record is from RefSeq and is a predicted model, not a curated record. Gene Ontology annotation, cellular component: membrane. The coding region runs from base 9 to 1775 and encodes 588 amino acids. The transcript is spliced from 11 exons. Gene Ontology annotation, biological process: transmembrane transport; sodium ion transport.
AUCCGACCAUGGCUGUUGAAUAUUAUUUGGGAACUCUUGAUUAUUUAAUCUUAUUUCUUAUCCUUAUAAUUUCAACGGCAAUAGGCAUAAAAUUUAAAUCUAUUGGUAAAGAUACCGGAAAAAUGCGAGAAUACUUCAUGGCCGGAAAAAACAUGUCUAUGCUUCCAGUGAUCAUGUCUGCCACUUCAUCAAUGGUUUCUUCUGUAACGACAAUAGGUAUACCGGCUGAGAGUUAUAAGUAUGGCAUACAGAAUUGGAUGUUGGGUGUUGGUAUCGGUGUUGGUAUGAUAUUAGCUGCAUAUGUAUUCAUACCUGUUUAUUUCCAAUGUGGUGUAUGUACAGUGUAUGAGUAUUUAGAAAUGAGAUUUGAUAAGACUACAAGGUACAUCAUUUCAACUAUGUUCAUAAUUCAAAUGAUAUUAUGGAAUAGCUCAGUUCUGUACACUCCAGUGUUAGCUAUAAAUGCAGUCACUGACUUGCCCAUAGAAAUAUCAAUCCUAGUGUUUGGAACGAUAUGUUCAAUUUAUUGUGCAAUCGGAGGUUUGAAAGCUGUUUUAUGGACAGAUGUUUUUCAAACAUUUCUGAUGUUUUUUACUGCCCUUAUACUACUCAUAGCUGGAAUCGUGAACGCGGGCGGAUGGACGAAUGUUUUGGACCGCUCUAAAGAAGGAGGAAGACUAAAUGCCUUCAACUUCCAAGCAGAUUUUACUACAAGAUACACAUUUUGGAACGGAUUAUUUCAAGGAAUGUCCUUUGCUGUUGUAGCAUACGGUGCCAAUCAGACCGGAGUUCAACGGUUGCUCAGUUUGAGCAAAACUGAAAGAGCGAAGUCGGCUCUUUUGAUUAGUGCCCCACUUGUUUCUUUGCUGUGCGUAUUAUCUUCCCUGCACGGGGUCAUUUUGUAUGCCGUUUAUUUUAUGUGUGACCCAAUCUUGAACAACAGAGAAACAGGAUUAACAAAAUAUGAUCAAAUCGUACCUUAUUUUCUCAUCUCUACAUUUCAUUCCACUCCUGGACUCACUGGGCUUUCUCUAUCAGGAAUUUUCAGUGCAUCUCUCACUACUGUUUCUUCCGUUCUGAAUUCUUUAGCAACCAUCACGGUCGUAGAUUUCAUUCAUCCCAUCUUCCAAUCUCUUCAAAGGAACGAAAACAAAUCCUUGAUGUUAGCUAAAGGACUUUCUCUCGCUUAUGGAGCCAUCUGCAUCUGCAUUGCUUUUGCUUUGACGAAAGCAAAGAGCAUAAGUCAAGCUGGAUUUCUGUUCAAUAAUACGUUUGAUGGGCCACCAUUGGCCAUCUUCACUAUUGGUGUACUGACGAAAAAAGGUUCUGGCAAGAGCAUAUUAUUUGGUCUCCUUGUUGGUAUAUCACUAACGGUAUGGAUUGGUUUUAGCAGCUUAUUUAGCGGCUAUAUUGAAAAACCUCUUCCGCUGAGUACCAACAUGUGCACAACAACACUCAACUUAACAUACGACUAUUCUCCAAUUGAGAUCUCUAAUGCUAUUUUUUCUAAUGCUACUACAGUACCUUCUUCUCAAAGUGAAACCUUUAUUUUGAAUAAAAUAUCUUAUUUUUGGGUGAGACCUAUAUCAUUCGUCAUCACAUUUUGCUGCACUUACAUAGCCAUAUUUAUAACAGGUAGUAAAGAAGAUGAAAUACCACCAGAUUCAAAAUAUCUAAGUCCAGUGGUAAGACUUUGGACGAAAACUGAUGAAGUAAUCGACCAGCAAAUGGAAAAUACAAACAAUUUUACAUUAGAAAAUUUUUCUGCUCCAUAAAGUCAAUGAAUAUCAUAUAAAUCUUCUUAUUUGUGUCAUAAAUAAACUA